Messenger RNA from Torulaspora globosa, 567 nucleotides. It is a transcript of the gene PGA1, whose product is annotated as Pga1p. The record is from RefSeq and is a predicted model, not a curated record. Gene Ontology annotation, biological process: GPI anchor biosynthetic process. The coding region runs from base 1 to 567 and encodes 188 amino acids. The transcript has a single exon. Gene Ontology annotation, cellular component: mannosyltransferase complex; endoplasmic reticulum membrane. Gene Ontology annotation, molecular function: mannosyltransferase activity. NCBI's taxonomy places the organism in Eukaryota, Fungi, Ascomycota, Saccharomycetes, Saccharomycetales, Saccharomycetaceae.
AUGAGAUGGUUUGCAAGUAAGCUGUUGGUACUGCUGUCGUUGGCUUCUUUAGUUUGGGGGAAUACAGAGUCUUUCUUUCUAAAAGUACCAAAGGACUUCCCGAUCAGGCCUGCUGAUCAAAAGGAUGGUCAAUUCACCACAGUGAUCUCGCUGGAGCAUUCCAAUAAUGCGAAGAUAACAUAUGAAGCGGAGAUUGGUCGGCGCAGGCUUGAAUUUAUCGAAUUACAGCACUUACAAGUCGACGAGACCUACCAGGUCAAGAUAUGUUGGAGUGCAUUGGAUCCCAUCUCGAUUGGGGAGAUGGACUGGUUCAUUGUACCGCACUCCACCAGUUUUGAAGGCACUGUCAGCGAAGGCGCCCGUAUUUUCAUACAAUUCGCUGUAACAAAUGACUCUUAUCCUCCGAUGGAGGCUGGCACAGUAGUGCCGAUCAAUGUAUCAGUUAUAAACUGCAAGCUAGGAAUACCUGUGGACCUUUAUGGGGUGAUAAUAUAUAUAGCCAUCAUCGUGGCCUCUGUGGCUUUCCUAAGCAAGAAGAUCAACCUAUGCGGCAUGAUUAGAAGAUAG